AUGGCUGCGCCCGAGGGGUCGCUGAGGAAGCGGAAGAUCGGGGACCGAGCGGGACCUGGGUCACCGCCCGUGCCGAGUCGUGAUCCUGAGGGCUAUCCGGACCGUUUGCGCGCGGGCACCUUCUGGCUGACCAGGAUAGUGCUCCUGAAGGCCCUCGCUUUCAUUUACUGUGUGGCUUUCCUGGUGGCUUUCCAGCAAAACAAGGCCCUGAUUGGUGACCAGGGCCUGCUGCCCUGCAAGCUGUACCUGAAGAGUGUCCAGCAGUACUUCCAUGGCCAGGUCGGCUGGGACGCCUGGAGCUAUGCCCCCACCAUUCUCUGGCUGCUGGACUGGUCGAACAUGAACUUCAACCUGGACCUGCUUGCACUCCUGGGGUUGGGCAUCUCGUCCUUCAUCCUGGUCACUGGCUGUGCCAACAUGAUACUCAUGGCUGUUCUCUGGGUCCUCUACAUGUCCCUGGUCAACGUGGGGCAAGUCUGGUAUUCUUUUGGAUGGGAGUCACAGCUGCUGGAGACAGGGUUCCUGGGGAUCUUCCUGUGCCCGGUCUGGACUCUGUGCCGCCUGCCCGAGUACACCCCCACGUCCCACAUCGUCCUAUGGGGCUUCCGCUGGCUGAUUUUCAGGAUCAUGCUCGGAGCGGGCCUGAUCAAGAUCCGGGGGGACCGCUGCUGGUGGGACCUUACCUGCAUGGACUUCCACUAUGAGACUCAGCCAGUGCCCAACCCACUGGCCUACUACCUGCAUAGGUCACCCUGGUGGUUCCACCGCUUCGAGACACUCAGCAACCACUUCCUGGAGCUGCUCGUGCCCUUCUUCCUGUUCCUUGGACGCCGGAUGUGCAUAGUGCACGGGGUACUGCAGAUCCUGUUCCAGGUAGUCCUCAUCAUCAGCGGGAACCUGAGCUUUCUGAACUGGCUGACCAUCGUGCCCAGCCUUGCCUGCUUUGAUGAUGCUGCCCUGGGAUUCCUGUUUCCCUCAGGACCACAAGGCCUGAAGGACAGAGUCCUGAAGAUACAGAGAAUGGAAGCCCAAGGGAUCUGGCCAGCACCAAGAUACGGCUGUGUGGUGCGGCGUCUGGUUAACCUCUCACUGGGUGUCCUGGUGGCCUGGCUCAGCGUGCCCGUGGUCCUCAACCUACUGAGCUCCAAGCAGGUCAUGAAUACCUCCUUCAGCCCACUCAGGAUCGUCAACACAUAUGGGGCCUUUGGAAGCAUCACCAAGGAGCGGACAGAGGUGAUCUUGCAGGGCACAGCCAGCCCCAACGCCAGUGCACCUGAUGCCGUGUGGGAGGACUAUGAGUUCAAAUGCAAGCCUGGUGACCCCUGGAGGCGGCCGUGCCUGAUUUCCCCCUAUCACUACCGCCUGGACUGGCUCAUGUGGUUCGCAGCCUUCCAGACCUACGAGCAGAACGAGUGGAUCAUCCACCUGGCUGGCAAGCUCCUGGCCAGCAAUGCUGAGGCCCUGUCUCUGCUGGCCCUCAACCCCUUUGAGGGCCGGGCUCCACCCAGGUGGAUCCGAGGAGAGCACUACAGGUACCGGUUCAGCCUCCCUGGGGGCAAGCAUGCCACUGAGGGCAAGUGGUGGGCACGCAAGCGGAUCGGCCCCUAUUUCCCUCCGCUCCGCCUCAAGGACCUGAAGGACUACUUCAAGGCACGGAAGUGGCCACUCUUGGAACCUGUCUAGGCACACCAUGAAAUAAAGGCUGGAGACAGCUCUGCUGCUCUGUGUGGAAUCCCCACCAUGGCCACGGAUCCCCUGAUCCGUGCUAGGGCAACCCAUCGUGUCUCCCAGCAGGGAACAUGGAGGAAAGGGGCCUUGCCCCCGCAUUCCCUGCCUGGGGCACCACAGUGGGGUCAGAAGGCACCAGCCCUCCCAGCAGCGGAGUUUCCGUCUGUCCUCAGGGCCACUCUGCCUCUGGCUAGGUCAACAGCAGCUAAGUCAUGACAGCCACAGCCUCUCACGUCCUUCCUCAGUCUAUACUGUGGGUCCCAGUGGCUCUCAGGGCCCUUGACCUCCUGGGACCAGUUCUCUCUCACACCACAGCCAUGCCCUCACUGCUGGGCCCCGUGCCACACAGAAACGUGUGCACUCCCCACCACCCCAGUCUUCCUCAGGUGGUAGAGUGAGGGUAGAAAGAAACCCUCCAUUCUCAGCUGUGCCCGUAUCCCCCGUCCUCACACUGGUGACCUGCAGAGGCCCCAGGGACACUGGAUUGUGUCUGGGAAUGUGAUGUCUUCACAUCCAGGGCUGUCCUCCCUUCUUGGCCUGGUGGGGAAGCCACCACCCCUCCAUCCACGU
This is a messenger RNA of Castor canadensis (American beaver), 2298 nucleotides long. Its product is annotated as lipase maturation factor 1. The record is from RefSeq and is a predicted model, not a curated record. Gene Ontology annotation, cellular component: endoplasmic reticulum membrane. Gene Ontology annotation, biological process: protein maturation. NCBI's taxonomy places the organism in Eukaryota, Metazoa, Chordata, Mammalia, Rodentia, Castoridae.